Molecule: messenger RNA, 1117 nt
Organism: Bradysia coprophila
Lineage: Eukaryota; Metazoa; Arthropoda; Insecta; Diptera; Sciaridae
Product: C-signal-like
Cellular component (GO): cytoplasm
Molecular function (GO): oxidoreductase activity
Source: RefSeq, a predicted model, not a curated record
AAAGUUGAUUGAUGGCGAUCAUAUGUUUUUUAAUAUAAUAUUGUCAAGAGGCAUUACUAUACAAAACGUUCCAUCAGCCGGUGCUUAAUUUUACGUGAAUUCCAUUGGAAACUUUCGAUUUUCUUAUCAGAUAAAAAACGCAUUUUACAUUCUGGUUAGUUUGAACCAAGUUCUGUGAUAAGACGCUCUUUUGUAUUAUAUCUAAAGCGUUCGCAAAGAGUGACUCGUCACUGUACAUACAAUCAUAAUAAAAUUCAACCUCACCGCGUGAAGGUCAUUGCACCGAUUUCGUCCUAUUCAAAACAAUAAUGGCCAAAACAAUUGUUAUUACCGGUGCUAAUCGAGGUCUGGGCCUUGAAUUUGUUCGUCAAUAUCUGAAACUGGAUAGUCCUCCGCAGCUUAUUGUCGCCACUUGCCGCGAUCCAGAUAAGGCAACGGAAUUGCGCGAACUGGCCGAUUCAAAUGCAUCGGUUUACAUCUAUAAACUGGAUACGACGGAUUUGGAUGCCCUACCUAAUUUUGCCAAUAGAGUGGAUGAGCUCGUUGACGAAAACGGACUGGAUGUUCUAAUCAACAAUGCGGGAGCAUACUUAAAGGUUUCAUUGCUGGAAGGAUCAUCCGACGAUUUGAUGGAGAAUUUCAAAAUCAAUGCCGUCGCGCCGUUCAUGCUGACCAGAACGUUGUUCUCUGCAUUGCGCAAAGCUACCGCCAAAAAUGAUGCCCAUCGACCGGCCGUUGUGAACAUUACAUCGAAAAUGGGUUCAAUGGAUGAUAACACUUCGGGUGGUCAUUACGCAUACCGAACGUCGAAAGCAGCAUUGAAUAUGAUCACCAAGUCGAUGAGCGUUGAUCUGGCGAGCAGUGGCAUCAAAGCCGUUGCAAUCCAUCCCGGAUGGGUUCGUACUGCAAUGGGCGGACCGAAUGGUUUAAUCGAUACAAUCGAAUCGGUUACGAAUAUGAUUCGCGUGAUCGGUGAAGUUCAGACUGGUAAGAAUAAAGGUUUGUUCCUCAACUAUAAUGGGGCGGAAAUUAAGUGGUGAGUUGAUAGGCUCAGCGAAAGAAAAUUGUAAUUCGGGAAAUUGUUACUUUGAUUCAAUAAAAUUGGAAAAUGUGAAAA